Messenger RNA from Penicillium hordei, 423 nucleotides. Its product is annotated as RNAse III. Bases 1 to 423 code for a protein of 140 amino acids. The transcript has 3 exons. The record is from RefSeq and is a predicted model, not a curated record. Gene Ontology annotation, molecular function: ribonuclease III activity. NCBI's taxonomy places the organism in Eukaryota, Fungi, Ascomycota, Eurotiomycetes, Eurotiales, Aspergillaceae. Gene Ontology annotation, biological process: RNA processing.
AUGACUCUCGCGAAGGCUGAGGAAAUCAUUUCUUAUCGAUUCAAAGACCGACUUGGACCUCGACGAGCAUUACAGCUUGCUGAUAGUAUCCACCAAAAUGGAAACAAGGAUCUAGCUCUACUUGGUGAUACUGUUAUCAAGUUGAUUCUUGUCAAGGAGGGCCUUCGUCGACAUGCGGCCCGUGGUCAGAUAAACAAUGUGGUAUCGGAGAAAUCGUCCAACACCUAUCUUGCGCAGCGAGGCUUUUCCACAGGCCUAGCAGAAUGUGCAUUUGCCAAUCGAUCCCAGGGAAACACAAUCUACCCGGGCCCCAUGACGUCUACUAUGGAGGCUAUCGUUGGGGCUGUCUUCAUUGAUAGUAAGGAGGAGACGCUGGUUGUUAAAGGAGUCAUGGAGGCUUUACGCGUUUCUUGGCCUGAGUGA